Closterium sp. Naga37s-1 is the source of this 3531-nucleotide messenger RNA. The record is from the annotation of a GenBank genome assembly. Lineage: Eukaryota; Viridiplantae; Streptophyta; Zygnematophyceae; Desmidiales; Closteriaceae.
AUGGGCAUCUUGGCGUUCGAGGUGGCAGGGCUGAUGCACCGGGUCCUGGAUCUCUGGAGCCAAUUGGAGCCCGGACACGUGGCAGAGCUGAGGCAGCAGCUGCAGAGUGAGAACCUGGAGCGGCUGGGAGUGGGCGAUUUCACCUUCCGGUGGCGCAUGGCAGGCCUGGAGUAUUCCAACGAGCUGCUGCUGCUGACAGCUGGCGUGGCGGCAUUGGCUCGGCAGAGUGGGGGGGCGGUGGGGGGGCAGGUGCAGCAGGUGCUGCGGGCGCAUGCGAGGAGGCGGGAGAAGAGAGAGAAGGCCGGGGGGAAGGCAGAGGCGGAUGAAGUGAUGAGGGGAGAAGGGGGGGUAAAGGGGAAAGUGAAUGUUGGGGGGGCGGUGUGGGGUCAGGUGCAGCAGGUGCUGAGGGCGCAUGCAAGGAGGAGGGAGGAGAGAGAAAAGGUUGUGGGGAAGGCAGAGACGGAUGAAGUGAUGAGGUUUCUGCGAGACCAUCUGGGGCCAACAGGCAUUCUGAAGCGAGAAAUGGAAGCACUGGAUGAAGCCAUUGCCAGCACGUCAUCUGACGGCGAUGCAUACUCGUUUGAGGACAUGCGGCCCACACAGACUUACCCUGAGGAGUACUUUGUGACCCAGGGGCAGAAGGUGCAGCAGCUGCAGAGGAGCUCCCUGUGGUCGCACAGCCUCGAGAGAAUGGCCAAGACCCUGGCGGUGGCGGUCGGCAUUCUUUGGCAGCAUCUGAGGGAGGUGUAUGGGUGGCCGGAUCCCAUAGGGCCAGACGACCUGGAGGGCACAGUGGGGCAGGCGGGGCUGCCCAUGCUGUAUGCGCGUGUGCUGGCUGCUGUCAGCCAGUUGGCUGUCACCAUGCCCGGCACACCUGCUUUUACGGACAAGAGGCAAGCGGGGCUGCCCUGCCCAGCCCAUGCUGUAUGUGCGUGUGCUGGCUGCUGUCAGUCAGCUGGCUGUCACCAUGCCUGGCACACCCGCUUUCACCUACAAGAGCUGAGCGGAAAGGCAGUAGUUGGAUCCCGUAUUAUCCGCUUUGGUGACCUGGAGGGCACGGUGGGGCAGGCGGGGCUGCCCAUGCUGUACGCGCGUGUGCUGGCGGCUGCCACCAUGCCCGGCACACCUGGUUUCGCAAACAAGUGGUUCGAUCUCCAAGAAGCACCCUCAGGUCGUCUCUUCCCGUCCACCUCCCACGCUCCGCCCUCUCUCCCUUCCCCCAAACACCCACCCAGGAAGGACCUCUAUCUCAUACUCCCCACAUUCAUUCGCCACCAGCUGCACUCCCGCCUGCGUGUCUCCCGGCGCCGCCCGCUGGACGAGGUGCUGCUGGGGGAGCUGCGCCAGCUGGCAGCGCAGAUGUUCUGCUGGCUCAUGCCCUUCUCUCAAGCCACGCUGCAGUGGGUCAACGAUCGCUCUCACAGUGCCAGGGUGGCGGGGCGACAGAGAGUGCUGCUCGUGCAGGUAGGUGUGCGCAUAGGAGGGACAUGGGAGGGGCCACAGGUGGCCAGCUGGCAGCGCAGAUGUUCUGCUGGCUCAUGCCCUUCAGCCAGGCCACCCUGCAGUGGGUCAAUGAUCGCUCUCACAGUGCCAGGGUGGCGGGGCGACAGCGCGUGCUGCUGGUGCAGGUGGGUUGUUCUCUGCUGCUGGUGGGUUUCCUACCGUUGCAGACCUUCCAUUUCACCAACAAGGUUUUGUUUUUUCUUUCCUCGCAUAACGCCUCCUCUCUUUCCCUCCACUCCCUCUGCUCCCGCUGCAGACCCUCCAUUUUGCCAACAAGGAAUCGUGUCAAACCCAUUCUCAUCAAGCUCCUCUUCCCACCCCUCCUCUCUUCCUAUUCUCCUUCCUCCGCUUCUGUCAUCUCUCUCUCUUCCCCUGCACCCCCCACCGCAGACCCUCCAUUUCGCCAACAAGGAUCGGUUCGAGGCCAUUCUAAUCGAGCUGCUCUCCUCGCUCUCUCUCGUCAUCGCUGCUUCCACCCCUCCUCCUCCUCCCCCGCCCGUCCGCGCCCGCCCCUCCAAGCCUCCCUCCCUCGCCCGAGCCUCCAGCACCUCCCAAGCCCCUUCCCGAGCCAAGGCCUUUGGUUUGGGGUCGACAGCUUCGUACUCUAGCCGCCGCCGUAGCUCCCCUGCCCCUGUAUCAUCCGGCUCUCCCCUUGAUAACUUCGACCCUGAAGCAGCACUGGCAGAGGGAGCAGCAGAAGCAGCGGCAGCAGCAGCGGCAGCAGCAGCAGCAGGAGAAGGAGGAAGGUCCGUGCCCUCUCGCAUCGCAAUGCCUUGUGCUGCCUCUGCUGCUGAAGUGCUUGACGCUCCCACCUCCUCCAUCUCCCCUCCUCCCUCUGCCGCUGCUGUGGCUGCUGCAUCUGCUGAGUCCUCCUCUCACCUGACUGCAGCAGCAGCCAGCACAGCAGCAGGGCAGCCGAAGCAGCAGCGCAGAGCAGGUGGUGCUGCUGUGUCCACUGCUGCUCCCUCCGCUGCUCCCUCCGCUGCUGCUGCUGCUGCUGCUGCUGCUGGCAGUCCAGUUGAUGAGCACGCAGCCUUCCUGUCAGCCCUCCCGCGUCGCAGGCAAACCCAUGCCGACAUCGCAGCAGCUGCCAUUGCCGCUGUCGACGCCGACGCAGCUGCAGCUGCUGGAUCAGCUGGUGCCUCUUCCACUCCUCCCAAGCCCACAGCAGCAGGCAAGCCUCCUAUGCGCAGGCGGGGGCGGCACUCGCGCUCUCUCUCUAUGUCCGAUAUCAUGCCCUCCCCCUCCUCCCUCACAUGGCUUGUCGAUGACUCUGCAGCUGCUGGCAAUGGUCCAGCAGGGGGAGGGGGAGGGGGGAUGGGAGGAGGGGCGGACAGUCUGCCCAAGUUUCUGGAGGAGUUGGCGCAGCAUGGGUUUGUGGUGUCGGCGUUUGACCGCAGCGAAGGCCGUGUGCUGCACCAAGCAGCGCCACUCUCCUCUGCUCUUGCCGCUCCCGCACACCCCUCCUCCUCCUCCUCGCUCUUCCACAACCCUCCCGGCCGUUUGUUCUCUCCAGACGGGCUGGGUAGAGCCAGUGGAGAAGAGGGGAAGAGGGGAGGGACGGAGGGUAGGAAUGACAAGGACAUGUCGCCUCUUGACCGGCUGUUGGCUCGCAUGCCCCCUCCCCGGCGGUUACAACGGUCAACCACACCGCCUGGUACCCGCAUCGAGAGAGCUAUGUCACCACUGUCGGACAGGCGGCGAGAGAGUGGGAGUGCAGCGAAUGGGACUGGUGGGGUUGGUGAUGGGGGGAGUGGCAGGAGUGGCAGUAGUAGGUUUAGCAGCAGCAGCAGUGUUGCUAUGGAGGGUGCAGAGGGGGGUUGUGACAGGAGAGGGAGUGAAUGUGGCAGUGGGAAUGGGAUAGUGAGUGAGGAUAAGAAAGGUCUUAAUGAGAGAAUGGGGGGUGAGUCAAGUCAGUCGUGUGAGUCGACUCACAAGUCCCAAGAGGGUGCUGUUGCUUCUGCAGCGCCUAAAAAAGACAAGUUUGGCAAUCCACUACCACCACAGGAUGCCUUGGCUGUUGGCUGA